CGAAGGCGAACCCCACCUUCCUCCAUAAUUGUGUUCCGUAAAAAAAAUUAAUAUCAUUGAUGCGUCCGAUUCCUAUAAAAAAAAAAGAAAGACAACAUACUUAACUCAGCGACUCGUAGUCCUAGUAACAGUGCGUGAGAACUGAGAAUAGAUACAUGCCCUUGCCCUUUGUCUUAACUCUUGCCGUAAAGGAAAACAGAGACAGUAGAAAUUUAAAAAAAAAAAAUGGGUGUAAAAAUUGGAGGGCAGAUAGAGAAGGUGAAUGGAAGAGAACUUUCCUACACUGAAUUUGCUGAAAGAUACUUAGCCCAAAACCAGCCUGUGGUUUUAACUGGUUUGAUGGAUGAUUGGAAAGCUUCCAAAGAAUGGGUUUUUACCCAUGGCCAACCUAACCUUUAUUUCUUCUCUACCCAUUUUUCUAAAUCCAAAGUUCAGGUUGCAGAUUGCGGUACAAGGGCAUUCAGUGAUCAGAAAAGGCUAGAGAUGUCUGUUUUGGAGUUUGUUAAUCACUGGCUUCUUCAGGGUUCUGGGGACAACUUUGAUGGUAAUGGCCAGUCCGUGCUUUAUUUGAAGGACUGGCAUUUUGUGAAGGAGUAUCCAGAAUAUCAAGCAUACAGAACUCCGCCAUUUUUCACUGAUGAUUGGCUGAAUCUUUAUCUUGACAAUUAUCGCAUGCAUGAUGAUCCUGACUCUUGUCAAGAGAAUAACGAUUUAUGUUGCUCUGACUAUCGCUUUGUGUAUAUGGGAGCAAAAGGAUCCUGGACACCUCUUCAUGCAGAUGUUUUCAGAUCAUAUAGUUGGUCAGCAAAUGUCUGUGGCAAGAAAAAGUGGCUUUUGCUUCCUCCUCUGCAAUGUAAUCUUCUGUUUGACAGGAACAUGAAAAGCUCUGUAUAUAAUAUCUUUGAUGACAUUAGUGAAACUAAGUUUCCCGGUUUUAAGAAGGCUAUCUGGCUGGAAUGCAUACAGGAACAGAAUGAAAUUAUCUUUGUGCCUAGCGGAUGGUACCAUCAAGUCCAUAAUCUGGAGGACACAAUAUCAAUAAACCACAACUGGUUCAAUGCCUACAAUCUUUCUUGGGUGUGGGAUCUACUCUUAAGAGACUACAAGGAGGCCAAGGAGUACAUAGAGGAUAUCAAAGACAUCUGUGAUGAUUUUGAAGGUCUCUGUCAACGCAAUCUUGCAGCAAACUCAGGCAUGAAUUUUAAUGAUUUCUUCAUCUUCAUAUCACGCUUUUCACUGGCCAAUGUGUUGGAAUUGUAUUAUCUACGUGGUGAAUCAAACUCUGAAAGUUGGCAUUGGUCUGCUACAGUGCAACAUUUUGCCCUAAACCUUGCAUCUAUACGGAAAAUAGCAUUAAAGAUGAAAUCUGAAGGUGGUGUGCAAGGAAAUCUUGGCAUCCAUAAUUUGAUGGAAUCUCUAGGUGAUCCUACGUUCCUUAAACUGUCCACUGAUUUAGGCAGAAUAUAUGCAGUGAUCCAUGAACAAGAGAAGUGGAGCUGUACGAAGAAAAUUUUGAUGGCUGAUAUUGAAAAGCAUGGAUCUCAAGUUUGUAGUCCAGACGAUCUUGUUAAAUUUAUAGACUACGCUGUUUCAAAUCUUAGUGGAAAUUGCUCUGAAAAAAACACUUUGCUGUCUGUAUUAUAUGAUGCCCGGCCACAUCAAGUAAAUUAGCAUUUGUAACAUUCUUUUUGCUCUAUAUUGCUGUGGCUUCUGCAAAUGGCUGGUUGGUUUUCUAAGGUACAUAGGCAAGCAUUUCUGUUGUUUUGUUUUCUUUGCAGAUCAGCACAUGCUGUUAAUCGUUCAUGCGCUCAGUUCAAAUGUGAAGCUGAGAAUUUAUGGACUCAAGCAUAUAGAAGCAAGCUUGUGGAAUGAAAGUAUAUGCGGGACAGGAGAAUUUUCUCGAUUCGGGCCAAGAACGCAGGAAACUUGGCCUAGAUAAAGCUGUUUGUUGCCUUGUAUCAAUAUUGAUACAUUUCAUAUAUUCCUUUAGCAUCAAUAGUAAAAAAGAAAAAUGAAAACGGGAAAUGAUCUCUGGCGAGAGUCCAGCUUUUGUGAUUCUCUUGCGUUUCUCUGGUUAGUUGCACAAAUCCAUGUUUUCUUUCUUGCUUUUUGGUGGCAAAGCAUCAUUUUAAUGUCUUUUACUUCGAGCCUGUACCUGCAACUACCUUAAUUUUAUCCUUUCAAUCAUUCUAGCUUCUACCUUCAAGCAUAUUGAUGUUCUCUUUAUGCUUUGGGCAAUUACCCUCAGUGCAAAGUACCUUCCUGAGGGAGACUUACCAAACCUAAUGCUAGUAUGUACCUUACCUGGAGAGCCAUGCGUUGGGCUGGACCCAUCGUCGAGCUAGGGCUGGAAUGGAGUAUAAACAAUGGUGAAAAUACGAGCUUUGGCUUGAUAGUUGGCUAGGUGGGGGAAAGCUUAGGUCUUUUAUGCAAGACACUUUCAACAAAAAUGAAGAGGAGAUCAACGUUAAGCAAUGUCUUGAGGCUCUGGACUAUCAGCAGGACUUGUGUCACGGUCCACGCGUUCUUCAUACUGAAAUCACGCGAUCGUGCGGCACCAAGAUUACUCAUAGUCAAGGUCAGCUUUCACCAUGUCCAUUUUUCUUCGCGAACCAACCAAAUCCGACCCUUCAAGCCGCAUGCCCACAAGCAUUUUUUGGCUUUUGUCCUCGUAGGGUUGUUCAUUCUGACUCUAUAGAGAGGAACCCAUCUCUCAUUGCGCAUCGGUCCACGGUUCUCCAAGUGACCACGAGCCCCCAACUCUGGCCGCAAGGCUUAAUGCUUCGAGCCUCGACCCUCGAAUCUCGUAGGGGCACACAGCCCCGGUUCUCUUGAUGUUAUUACAUCUUGACAUAGUGAGAACCCAACACCACGCCCGCACGUAUGAUACGCAAGCUCUCGUAUCAAGUUUACACAAGCAUCCCCUUUACGCUGGUCAGCAGCCAGCUCGGAGCCUCUAAGCUCAACUCGUCCCACAAGACUCGGUUCUUAGGGCUUACGCCCUUUAGCGUCAGUAUUGGCCGCCCGUACGCAUGAUUGACACCCAACAUCAUGCUAGUACCGCAAGGGGACUCAGGAGGACUGCCUCAGCUACAGCACACCAGCUGCCCGACUGGCCACUGGGGCCUAGCAACGUGCCUGCCUGCUAGCCCGUGCAUCCUCUCGGCUCGAUGGCAUCCCUCCUACGUGAAUACCAUCGCGUGGUCCAGUCUCGCAAGGGUCCUUGGGUGGACUGCCCCAGCUGUAGCCAACCAGCCCGACUGGCCACAGGGGUCUAGCAGCGUGCCCGCUAGCUAGCCCGCGCAUCCCUUUGGCUCGAUGGUAUCCCUCAUACGUAAACACCAUCACCUGAUCCUUCCGGCUCGAGGAGGGGAAACCGAGGGGCUUAACGGUCUCUACCGUCCAACCUCUUGAUUCAACGCAAAGGGGCGAUACGAGGCCCGCCGGCCCCAACCCCCCCAGGUUUACCUUACCCGAGGAAACAUCGUGCCACGCUCGUGACCCUACGAUGUCCGCCCACCUAGACACCACGAGUGCCUAAGAGUAGCUCACUUCAGACUAGCCAGGCCCCCGCCUGCCCGCUAGCCAAGGGGGUGGUGGAGAGCUGACACCAGACGUCCCCCUAUAAAGAGCGUUAGAGAUUUUCCCCAUAUGCUACCAGUGACCGUAAGAAUGUUUGAAACAGGGAUACUUUUCUGCCCAGCCACCUCAAAGCCUUUCUCCGGCUAACUCAGGGCCCCGUAACCUUCCUCUUGGUCACCAAUGCUCUUUGAUUCUGCUCGUUGCUCCACCAACCCACUCGAAGGUGCCCGCACAUGGCUUCGACUGACAGCACCUGUCUGGCUAGCUGAUCCUAGGGCACCGGCGUAAUGUCUUAUACUUACCUGUAUAUCUCAGGGUUUAGGGCAUGGACAGUCCACACACAAUGUCCCUAACCUAUUCCCAUGCUCAGAAUGCCCGCACACUGCUUCCACAGAUGGCACCCGCCAGGCUACUUGGCUUGAGGGUGUCCGACCACUGUCCCGAACUUUCCCACGUAUCUUGCGGCUCGGGGCUCCCAUUGCCUCUACAACAUGUUAGCAUCAUGUUUCCAAGCUCCGAAUGCACGCCCGCAUUCCUUAAAACUGCUUUCCCGUCAACUCGAUCUCGACCGCUGUUUGAUCCAGGAUCAAUCAUGGCAGGACCAGGGCCUGACCAUGACAACCUGCCUGUAUCCUUCAACCUUCCACGUAGCAUCAUGGAGACUAUUAGAGCGGUGCCUAAGUAGGUGAUGGCGCACGACCUUGAUAAAAUCCUAUGGAUGGCUUCAAAGAGUGGCUCUUUUACUGUUUAAGUCAGCUUAUGACUUGGCUAAAGGAAACGAAGGAGAGCCUGACAUUACGAACUGGCAGUGGAUAUGGAAACUUGAAGUCCCUCCUAAACUUCAACUUUUUAUAUGGGAAUGCAUGCAUGGGAUCUUAACAACGAGAAAACUUUUAACCGAGAGAGGAAUUCAAUUGAUUGAGGAAUAUUGCAUCUUCUGCAGGCAGCAUUCAGAGGACUUAGAACACCUGCUUCGAGGAUGCUACUGGGUCAAAGACAUCUGGAAAAAUCUUCAGGAUGGGGGGUAUCUAGAUUACAUGCCAUUAAGGAGAAAUGAAGAAAUGGAUCAAAGGAAAUGCUCUUCGAGGAAGUCAUACGAGCCAUAGGAGAAUCUCUUGGGAUGUUUUGUUUGUGUUUAUUUUGUGGGAAAUACGGCUGGAAAGAAACCAUACCAUCUUCAAAAGAAAUAGGGGAAGGAUCGAUAUUUUAGGGAGAGCUAGAGCAAAAGCUAGGGAGUUCUAUGCUAUGAACCAAGCUGAGUUUCAUUCCAAAACCAUGUCCUUCAUCCCUAUUAGAUGGAAGUCACUUGAGGCCGGGUGGUUUAAGCAUAAUCCUGAUGGCUCAUCGAGGGGAAACCCAGGCAGUUCAGGGGCAGGGACCGUUAUACGUGACCACGAGGGUACAUGGGUGGCCGGCUUUGCCAGAUACAUGGGGUAAGGGACCAAUGUCAUAGUUGAAUUUUGGGCCCUUAGGGAUGGCCUU
Molecule: messenger RNA, 5064 nt
Organism: Durio zibethinus
Lineage: Eukaryota; Viridiplantae; Streptophyta; Magnoliopsida; Malvales; Malvaceae
Product: 2-oxoglutarate (2OG) and Fe(II)-dependent oxygenase superfamily protein
Biological process (GO): positive regulation of translational termination; protein hydroxylation
Cellular component (GO): nucleus; cytoplasm
Molecular function (GO): sequence-specific DNA binding; 2-oxoglutarate-dependent dioxygenase activity
Source: RefSeq, a predicted model, not a curated record